AUGGCACCCACCUCGGCCCUCCCACAAAUCUUGACGUAUAUCUCUGCCCUCUACUACAGCUACAUCCACCCGUUCCUGCCGUCACCGAUCCAAAGUUUCCUCAAUACCAUCACCCCCACCAUCACCAACCUCGUCACCUCUGCCACAAACGGCGACCUGACCUCACUUAUCUCCACGCUCAUCAUUGUCUACCUCUCAUUACGCAUCGCAGACUAUAUUCGGCGCAGCGUGAUUGCAUGGGUGGUGUUCAUCUUCAAGAUUGUGCUUAUUAUCGGGUUGGUCAAUGCUGCUGUGUAUGUAAACAGGGUGGGUGUGGGUAGGGCGCUGGAAGACGCCGAGUGGGUGUUGGAUCUGGUCUGGGGCUUCGUCGAGCGAACAAUUGCCACAGCGGGAAAUGGAAACGAUAGCCAUACUGGCUAUUUUGGUGGUCCCGGGGGACAGUGGACUUUCAAUGCCGGUGAUGUGCGAGGACGACAACAGGUUCCGAUGGGGAAGCGGGCCACUAAGAGACGAAGUGGAGGAUGGAGUUAA
Exophiala aquamarina CBS 119918 is the source of this 531-nucleotide messenger RNA. RefSeq lists its product as uncharacterized. The record is from RefSeq and is a predicted model, not a curated record. Bases 1 to 531 code for a protein of 176 amino acids. The transcript has a single exon. NCBI's taxonomy places the organism in Eukaryota, Fungi, Ascomycota, Eurotiomycetes, Chaetothyriales, Herpotrichiellaceae.